This is a messenger RNA of Paramecium primaurelia, 1537 nucleotides long. Lineage: Eukaryota; Ciliophora; Oligohymenophorea; Peniculida; Parameciidae. The record is from the annotation of a GenBank genome assembly.
AUGUUUCAAUAGGAAGAUGUAUAUGAUUAUAUUAAUUUAGAAUCGUGUGAAGGCUAAAAGAGAAAAUUAUGCUGUCGAAAUCAGAAAUUAAAGCAGAUUAGCAAUAUUUAAUUAGAAAAGAAAUUAAUUUGCAUCAUAAGCAACUUUAUAUAAGUAUGUACCUGAAAAUUUCUUGGAAUCAAUUCCAGAAGCUGAGAUUCAAGUUUUUAUAACAGAAAAGUUAUUGAAUCCAAAUAAUCAAUUACCAUAUGUUUUAGAAGGUUUAAAAAUCUUAAAUGAGAAAAGAAAAUAAUUAAAAAUUUACAAAUUGCUCUAACCAAAAUUAUUAGAAUUGAUAACUCCAUUUGUAGGAGUUUUAUCAUCUAAAGAAGAGUAUUUAUCAUAUCUAGUAUUUUAUCAUUUGUUGAAUAUCAUUUAUUAUUUAGAUCAAUCAUAAUUACUACUAUUUUAUAAUAUGUCAGGUUUUAAGGAAUUGUAUAUUUAUAUAAAAGAUUCAACAUUUGAUUUUAUUAGAUAAGAAAAAUUAGAAGUUGCUGCUUUUGGAUUAUUUACUAUUGCUAAUAUUUUAAGUGAAAAAGCUUUAGUUCUCAAACAUCCAUUUAUAUUAUAAUCAUAUCAAUAAUUUUUAAUUGAUCUUGCAAUUCUUUAAUAGAAUAUUUAGACAAAUCCAACAGUAAAUUUUAUUCAUGGUUUAAUGUGGGUAUUAAGAAAUUUAAGUUAAUUAUCAAAUAAUAUUUAUUGUUAAUUCUUUGAUAUUUUAUAAAUGAACAUAAACUUCAUUGAAAAGUUUCAAAUUAAUAAUAAUGAUAUUUCAUUCUAAAUAUGCCAAGACUUUUUAUAAGGAUUAUCAACUAUAACAAGACAUAUGACAGAAGAUGAAAUAAGUGAAUUAUUUGCUACUCAUGUUUAAUUACUUAUAUUUUUGAUUUCAAAUCCUUGGGAUCCAAAAGUACAUUUGGAAUAAGCUGAAGUUCUUCGCAAUCUUUUAUAUGGUUAAGAUGAUGUAAUUGAACAAUUACUUUCACUUGGUUUAAGUGAAGUGAUCAUUAAAUUAAUGUCAAGCACUAAUUAAGAAGUUAUUGAAGAGACUAUUGGUUGUAUUAGAAAUAUUUUUGGUGCAGAAGAUGAAGAAUUAAUAACAUAAUUUUUAAAUUAGCAAUAAUUACCAAUUAUUAAAGAUUUAUUAUAUCGAUGUACAGGAGCUAAUAAAUUAGAAGUAAGAAAUGAAGCAUUUGGUGCCAUUUAAGUAUUGCUAACAAAUUAUUAAGAAUCAGCUGAAAUUGUAAUUAAAUUUGGAGGAAUAGAAAUAUUGAUUAAUUCAUUAAAUGAUACUAUUGGUCAAACAGAAAUAGUCAAUAAUAUAUUAAGUUCUUUAUAUCAAUUACUUUCAUUUGACUCAUCAAUUAAUUUAGAUUAAGUUAAGUAAUUGAUCUAAAGUUGUUCAGGAGAACAGAUAAUAAGUCAAUUUCUUGAUAGUAAUGAUGAAUUAACAAGAACUUUAGCUUUCAAAUUAAUAGGAUUUAUCAAUUUAGAGUGA